GGUGUCGCCAAAUUCAUCAUUUCCGGUUUCUGCGAGAAGAUAAACAACGUCAACGAAUUUUCUCUAACUUUUUAAAAAGAUGUUAGCCGUAUUUUAGCGGCAAAAUUCCCCAGUUAUGGUGCUACACAAGAAGAAUGGAUGAUAGACUUCUCUGCCGCGAUGUUUCCCCCACCUCCCAAGACUUUGGAUCCUCCUCGGGAAGCAAUUCCAGCAGCACGGGAGAGGAGGAACGUUUGCGUCGACUUUUCAACAGUUGUGAUGGAGAUGGCGACGGAUUCCUGUGCAGUGAUGAUUUCAUCUACAUGUGUCGCCAACUGAAUAUGGAGGAUAUGGCCCAAGAAAUCAUGGAACAGCUUGGUCUACAGUCACAAAGCAAGAUCACCUUGCAGGACUUUCUGAGGUUCAGAGGCCAGGUACAAAAUGAGGAGUUAGAUGUAAGUCUUGGAGUGGAGGAUCAAGGAAUUGAUUCUGAUUUGAGUGGGGCUUUACGCAAUCCAGAUAAUGUUACCUCAUGGCCCACUAUGUCCAGUGACAGCUUUGGGGCGUACUCGGGUAAGCCGGAUAGCCUAGAUUAUGACAGUGGGGCUAGAGACAUGAGUCCUGAGCCCGCCAGCUUACAUCAGCUCGUAGAAUCCCAUAAUCCCCGGCUCCUCAGCUUAGCUCAGGACGACAGGCUCGGAACGGAAAUCCUGGAUGUGGCCAACAGGCUCCACCUAGCAGCUUUGACAUCUUUGAAAGGGGAGAUAAUAGAACUAAACAACAGGCUUCAUCAUGUGACCAGUGAGCGGGAUGUUCUAGAGAAACAGAUCAACAGGAUACAGGCAGAUAAAGUGAGACUGCAGCAUGAGUGUGACACAAGGAUUGAGAUCACCACAGGGAGAUAUGAGGAGAGGAUCACAGAACUUCACAGUGUCAUAGCAGAGCUCAGGAAAAAGAUAGAGAGGCACCACAUUAAUGUUAUCAGAGAAGAAGAUGAAUAUGAAGACGCAGCUGUCCAGAGUAACAAAAGUAACGAUGGAGGAAGUCGGGCAGCUAACGAAUCUCAGGCCAGCGGGUUAGAUAUCCUUGGUAAUGACUUGAACACUGAGAUAUCUCGGGUGGUGAAGGCCCUGGAUAAUGUGAUAGAGAAUCAGCCAAUGAAAACAGGGCAGGACACGGUAGAGGAGGGCUGUAAUACAGAGGAGGUGAUUUGUGAUAUCGAGGACAACGAUAGUGUAGAGGAGCUAGCACUACAGGCAUGUAAACAAAUGGAUGCCCUUGACCUUGAAUCUCCCCCUUCACCCCCACCCAGGGGCCUCAGACCGGCCACCUUCCACCCUCCUCCACCACCCCCUCCCAAUGAAUACCCUGACCCUGCCUACCUACAGGAAGUGAUUUAUACCCUCAGGCAGGAUGCCAUGGUGCUGCAGGAAACUGUACAGAGGCAGGAGGCGGAGCUUAAUAUGCAUAGAGCUGCGAUUGGCAGCCUGAGGGAGGAGAGAGACAAAUUAAGGCAGAGGGUGAGGCAACAAAGGGAGAUAAUCUGCAUGAUAAUCGCUAAACGGACAUCAACCCCCACCAAAAAUCAACCACCCCACACACCCACUGAUAGAUCUCAGAUGCCAAACAAUGAAACAUUCCCUGUAGCCAAAGUGGCCGAGCUUAAAAAGCUCAAGACGUGCUCAAACGAGCGCCCCGUGCUGGGCUGUGAACUGGAAUCUGGAGGGCGACUUCCAAACACCAAAGUAGCCGAACACUUGGUACAGAACAUCAAAGAAGGAUCCAACAUGCAGGAGAUUGUUCAGAAUCUCUACACCGAGCGAGGAGAGCUAGGAGAGAGCAAAGUCCAGGAAUUUGAGAUCGAGUUUGAGAGACUACAAAGCAAAAUUGACAGUUUGAAAUCUCAGAACGAUCUCCUUAAUUUGACAUUGAUGGAAUCUAAGUCGUUAUCGGAUAGGUUGUGCAUACUCAUAGGAAAAUACGAGUCCAACAAUACUGCCCUGCAGUUGGCAUUGAAUUAUUCGGAUCAGACUAUUGAGGCUUAUGAUGUUGUGUUGUCGUUGACGGAAAGUGAGUUGGGGUUGACAUUGUCAAACUGUCGGUCAGCCGGGGUUACUCAGGGGCUGAGGAGCUCGGCUCAGACGCAGGAGGAAAUUAACCAGCUGGCUCAGAAAUCUCGGAAUACUCGUAAGACAGCGGAGAACGUGGCCAGGCACCUGAUUCAGAAGCUGGAUAGGAAUUUUGGGGUUAAUCCCUGGGAUGAUAGUUCUACACACACUGCAAGCACCAGCAGUAGUGGUUGUUACUCGGAGGAUUUCUCUAAAGCAGAGGAACAGAAGUUAAGAGAGUACAUCCACCAGCUGAAGACGGAGCGAGCCUCGAUCAAAUCCACCGUGAUGGAGCUGGAGAGUCUGAACAUGGAUGCCCCGAUCACUGAGCCGACGCGACAGACUGAGGCCUGCAGGCUGGAUCUGGAGAACGCAGUACUGAUGCAGGAACUGAUGGCCAUGAAGGAGGAGAAGGCAGAGCUGAGGGCCCAGAACUACCUGCUGGAGAAGGAGAAGAAUGCCCUGGAACUGAGACUGAGUGGAAAGGAGUCCAGGGAACAGGCCUACGUAAUCCAGAUAGAGCAUCUCAAGUCAGAGGUGGAGGAAAGGAAUAAGGAUGCAGAACAGCAGCACUCUGACUCAUCCCCAUUGGCUGAUAAGGCAUCACAUGACCUACCUGAGGGGUCAUCUCAAGACUUGUCUGAGGCUUUACAGAGAGAGAGGAAGCUGAAAUCUAGGGUACAGGAACUAGUGGUGGCUUUGGAGAAAUUGUCCCGGAAUUCUGAGAUACGACAUCAGCAGUCUGCAGAGUUUGUUAAUGACCUGAAGAGAGCUAACAGUGCUUUGAUUGCUGCUUUUGAGAAGACCAAGAAGAAAUAUCAAGGAAAAUUAAAGAAACUGGAAUUUCAGAUCCAGGCACUGACAGAGAGAUAUGAGGCACAGAUUCAUAUGCUGAAGCAGAGGUUGCUGGCCCUAGAAAACAAUGGAAUCCCACCAAAUGAAACUUCAUUAUAACAACAGAUGUUUUGUGAAGCUGAAUGGAUAUUUUUAUUCUGUGAUAUUUUUUGUUUCAAAAUCUGCUUUAAAUUUUUUUUUGAUGUGAAGACCACAUUUUUUUUUUGAGUUAUAAAAAAAAUAAGUUAAUCACAUUGAUGCCAUAGUAGUGAGUUUUGUUUGAAUUCAGCUGAUCAUGAUUUCAUGAUAUUUACUGUAUUAUUAUUAUAGUUAUUUAUUUUAGAAAUUCUUUAUAGUUUGUGCAUAGGUUGUUUGUGAUUGUACAGUAAGUUAAUUAUUUUGAGAUGGAAAAAAAUUGAGGCAAGUUUAAAAUCUAUCAAUAUGUACAAUGUAUAUGUUACUCAUAUUUUCCAAAAAACCAUUCUCAAAAAAAGAUAAAUAAAUUAUUUCAUAACAGUAUUGCCCUCCAAUGAUUUUAUUUACUGCGAGAAAUAAGUUUUUUUAAUCAUGUAUUAUCAUAAAUAAGAAUCAUACAUUUGUAUGAUGUCAAUUUCGAGAUAUUUUUCUUGGUAUUAUAAUGCAUUGUAUAAGUAUUGCACAUACUUAAAAUUUGAUUUAUGUCACAAGAACCUUUUCCUGCAUUGAGGCAUUUACAUGUAUACAAGUCAAGUAAUUAAGAAAGAAUCUCGGAUUUCUACCACAUGAUUUUUUUAUUCUGUGUUUGAGGUACCAGUAUUUUUAUGUAGAUUUUGGACACCCUUUUUAUUAAUUUUUUUUAAUUUUGCACUUUUUAUGUUAAUAUUUUGACAUUGCGAUUUUUAAAAAAAUAUUUAGAUAUAUUUUUAAUGUAAAAGAGUACACUUUCAUCUCCACAUCUUUGAUCACGAUGUUUCAAUGCAUUGUUUUAAAUUCACUCCUAACCUACAUUUGUAGGUAUUAAAAUUGGUCCCACCAUACUAAAUAUGAACUAAUUAAAAAAUAAUUAGUUGAAGUAAGAAAAAUGCAGUUUUUCAAAAGGCAAUGAAUUUCACGUAUUUGUAAUGUAUAAAUUGAGUAUCACAUGACCAACAGUAUUCAUUAGUGUAUAAAUGUAAAUAUUAUACGUAACUAUGUGUUCAACCCAUGGUGCUAGGUGUUAUUUAUGUGUACUUGAUAGUGAAACAUUACUGAAACUUGUGUAAUAUUGCAUUGUUACUUCAUGUAUUCAUGCAGCUUUAAUUUAUGAGACAGUUGAAUGACAUCAUCUGCUUAAAAUAAAGCAGUUAUUUUAAAUGUCUGCGACAUCUGCAUAAAACUAAUAAACAACACAUGAAAGAAAA
This is a messenger RNA of Saccostrea cuccullata (small rock oyster), 4300 nucleotides long. Its product is annotated as colorectal mutant cancer protein-like. NCBI's taxonomy places the organism in Eukaryota, Metazoa, Mollusca, Bivalvia, Ostreida, Ostreidae. The transcript has 17 exons. The record is from RefSeq and is a predicted model, not a curated record. The coding region runs from base 135 to 3041 and encodes 968 amino acids. Gene Ontology annotation, molecular function: calcium ion binding.